GCGGCCCCGCGCGGCGGCAGGGGGCAGCAGCCUCGCCCCGCGGCGCGGCAGGGGCAGGUGCGGCCGCUUCCGCGUCGCGCCGUGAGGCGGCGACGAGGGCGGGCGGGCGGGCGGCGGGGCCGGCCAGAGCCGCCCCCCCCCCGCCGCCGCCGCCUCUAACUUUGCCUCUUCCUCGCCAGGCGAGGAGCCUCCCUCCGGCAGCCAGAGCGGCCGGCGCCGCGGCUGCGGCAGGGUCGGCGGAGCCGCGGCGGGGCAGGGCCGCCCCGCGGCGCGGAGGCCGGCGCGAUGAAGGGCCGGCGGCGGUGGCGGGGGCAGCACCGCCGCUUGGCCGCCGCGCUGGUGCUGUACACGCUGCUGCUGCUGCUGCUGGUGCCCUACGUGCUGGACUACGGCGCCAGGAGAGGGCGUGCGGACGAGGAGCCGCUGCUGCGCCGCUGCCCCAGCCUGGAGGAGGCGCUGAGCGAGUGGGGCUGGGAGCAGCGGCCGCCGCUGGAGCCGGAGGAGGAGGAGGAGGAGGGCGGCGGCGCGGCGAACGGCAGCGGGGCGGCGGCGAGGAAGCGGCACAUCUACCUGCACGCCACUUGGCGGACGGGCUCGUCCUUCCUGGGGGAGCUGUUCAACCAGCACCCCGACGUCUUCUACCUGUACGAGCCCAUGUGGCACCUGUGGCAGGCGCUGUACCCGGGCGACGCGCUGAGCCUACAGGGCGCCCUGCGCGACAUGGUGCGCGCCCUGUUCCGCUGCGACUUCUCCGUGCUGCGCCUCUACGCCGCGCCGCCCGGCCCCCGCGACCCGCUGGGCGCCGCGCCGCCCGGCGGCGCCGGCAACCUCACCACGGCCGGCAUCUUCGGCUGGCGCACCAACAAGGUGAUCUGCUCGGCGCCGCUGUGCCCGGCGGCGCCGCGGCCGCGCCGCGAGAUCGGCCUCAUCGACGGCGCCGCCUGCGAGGAGCGCUGCCCGCCGCGGGCGCUGCGGGAGCUGGAGGCCGAGUGCCGCAAGUACCCCGUGGUGGUCAUCAAGGACGUGCGGCUGCUGGAGCUGGGCGCGCUGCUGCCGCUGCUGCGGGAGCCCGGCCUCAACCUGCGCGUGAUCCAGCUGUUCCGCGACCCCCGCGCCGUGCACAACUCGCGCCUCAAGGCCAAGCAGGCGCUGCUGCGGGAGAGCAUCCAGGUGCUGCGCAGCCGGCACCGCGCCGAGCCGCGGGCGCCGCCCCGCCAGCCCCUCCUGCCGCCCGCACUGCUGGGCGGCGGCCGCGGGCCGGGCCCGCAGCACCGCGCCGAGUUCUUCCUCAGCGGCGCCCUGGACGUGAUCUGCCAGGCCUGGCUGCGCGACCUGCUGCUGGCCCGCCGCGCCCCGGCCUGGCUCCGCCGCCGCUACACACAGCUGCGCUACGAGGACCUGGUGCAGGAGCCCCGCACCCAGCUGCGCCGCCUGCUGCGCUUCGCCGGGCUGCCGGUGCUGCCCGCCAUGGAGGCCUUCGUGGUGAACAUGACCCGUGGCGCGGCCUACUCCUCCGACCGGCCCUUCCUCAUCUCCGCCCGCGACGCGCGGGAGGCCAUCCACGCCUGGCGGGAGCGGCUCAGCCGCCAGCAGGUGCGCCAGGUGGAGGCGGCCUGCGGCGAGGCCAUGAGCCUCCUCGCCUACCCCCUCAGCGGGGGUGACGGCCGGUAGUGGCGCCGGCGGCCACCGCCUCUGUGCGCCCACUCGCUCACCUGGUCGCCCACCCUCCCACCGCAGGGGAGAAGCUGCCGUGGGCUGAGAGCCGGCUCCGGGGAGGGUGGCCGUGUUCUUCCCACCGCAGCCCCUGGGCCUGCCACGGCGCCCGCCCAGGCACCACGAAAUGGCGGCGGGGUGCUUUGCUGGCAGCGGCUUCGCACCCGCAGUGGCCCCUUUCCGGCAGAGCGGCCUUGUCGCCCGGACCUGAACAUGGUCGUUUCUCGAGGGAUGGCUCAAAAUUCAAAGGGGGAACUGCAAGGAAGCUGCUGCGAGCCUGGCGUCCCACGGACACCGAGCAAGAGGUGAGGCUGGGGGAAAUACCAGGAAAUAACUAGCUUAAAUCUUGGCCCUUCUUCAGUCCUGCAGGGCAGGACCAGAGACUCUGCUUCUGUUGUCCUCAGUUGUAUCAAACCCGCUUCUGAGCGGCCCCAGUGUGGCGCAGUCACUUGCGCUGCGGGACUGGACCAGCAUCUCUCACGGAGUGGGUAACUGUCGAUUGGAAAUCUCGGUUACAGAAAACUAACAUUCUCCUUACCUCCGGGUACAAGUAGCACUGUAAGUUUCAAACCUCCUAAUUCUCGUUCUUUGCUUUUUCCUCCUUCCCCCCAUUUGUCAUGGGCAGUAAGCACUUAAAUACCUGUUUCAUGUCAGAGAGGGAAUAUAUUCACCUUGUGGUGAAACACGUGCUGAAACGUUCUCAGAGACUCCAGGGAUUAUUUUUCUUAAGAGCUCUAGAGACACUGGGGACACUGUCAAAUUCUGAAGUCUAGUUAGUAUGAAACUGUGACUAUAUGCAAAGUGUAAGUAUUCUUAAAAAACUGCAUUAAAAAAAAAUCCCCCAGAGUGUAAGUAAGGAAUUGGAAGAGUUGAAAGAGAUUAAUGUAAGAGGAUAACCUUUUCUAGAGCACUAAAACACAUUCAGUUCUAUCGUAACUUUAUUAAAACACUUGCAAACAGCUUCUGCACAGUCUGUUGCAGAACACAAAUGCAGGCCUUAACUGACAGAUCUCACAUUUACCACAGGAAGAUGUCUUCUGCUUAGAGGGACUCUGCUUCCAUUCUGACUAAUCUAAUAACCUAGUGACUCUGCCGGAGAUAAUCUUUAUCUAUGUGGAUUAUAGAAGAGUACCGCUAAUAUGGGGGGGAGGGAAGGGGAACAGGUCAAGGAGAGGGGAACCAUUUCCAAUUCCAUAUAUCUUUCAGAGUACUGUAGUAAAUGGUUAUAUGAAUGGAGUAAGCAUUUGUCUCCUUAGAUGUUUUGAAGAUGUUUGUUUCAGAAAUACACUUUUCUAAAGAAGUAUUUAAUCCUUUGUAAAGUAGGAUUUUGUAUAUAUUGGUAUAGUUACCUGAUGAUACUCAUUUGGGAUACAUGCAACGUAUUUCUUGUGGACACCCAUAAAAAUGACUGUAACUGGAAAGUGAACACAUUAUUUUUUUUUCCAAUGUUGUUUUCUCAACUAAAUGAGAAAAUCACUUUUCUUUCCUAACUUCCCGACUGAUACAUUGUGCUGUGCACAGGAUUCUCUUGGUCACAUCCCUUCUGAACAAUAACAUCCUCUCAGCUGGUAACUUGUGCACAUGAACAAAAGCAAAUGUUUCCUAACAAGGCUAGGAUAAAUUAAUCUUGGCAAAUAAAAGUUCCCUAAUAAAAGUGCAUAUUAAAAAAAAAUGUUUCCAUUUGGAUUUUAAAAUGGCUUUUUUUCUGCAGACUCCCAGGAACCUGUAUGAGAAGGCUGUGUAUGUAUGUGCAAGUAUCUUUUUUUCUUAAUUUGGGGAGAGGAGGUAUAACUGUAAUUCAAGGACACAGUAUUUUAACUUCUUCCAGACUGCUUUUGAAUAUGUUAGAGUCUGACAGCGUUUGAACAGCACUACAAGAGUAUACAAGGUUAUAGGGGUGUUUAUAUGCAAUCCUCAAAUAUAAACUGAGAACAUGAAUUUCAAAUCGAGGAUAAUCCAGGAUCAAGAAUAAAGCUAUAUUUAUAUAAAGUGCUGGAAAUAAAGACAGUUCAAAGAAGUUUUUAUGCUAUUAUUUUUGAAGAAACAUUUGAAUUAUAUUGUAGGUUUUGAUGCUUUGUAUAUUGAGCUGGAAGAAAAGUCAGUGAGUUAGGAUAUACCUCAAUUUAUUUUAGUUCUUCCACUUCUUUGUCCCGUCCAACCAAGAGUACACUAGCACUCGAAACAGGCUUCUGUCAUUAUCCAAGGAAAAACAUAGUCAUAAAAAUGUUUUUGAGCACAUCUUUAAUUUCUUGGUAGCAUGUUCUAUACAAUUCUGCAUCUUCAGGUUUCCGAAUGAAGUGAAAAGUACAGGGGCUCAUUUCGUAAUAAUAAAACCUCUUGUAUUAUCUAAGGGAUAUUUCUGUAUUAGGCACUCUGUGAGAGCAGCAUUUGUCUCUGGAUGUUCUAGUGUUAUUUAAUGAUGGUAUUUGUUUAGAUGAACAGUAUCUGUAUCAAUACCUUGAUAACCUGUGCCAGAUGGUCUGAUUCGGAAAACUUUUCUGGAAAUACACCCAACCUGGCCUGAACUGAGAGGCUUGGGAAGAAAAUAAGAUUUUUAUUGCAUACUGAAAGAUGAUGCAGUACUUCUUUUCUUGUGUCAGGUGGGAGACUAAAAGCCAGUAUAUCUUGCUGAUAUUUUUUUAACAAGUUGCAAUUACAGAUUUGUAAGCUGCAAUAGUUAGGCAUUCACUUUACUUUGACAGAGCACCUUGUCUUGCUAGUUCAGGUUGCAAAUAUCUUUCACAAAAAGUUGUUGGAAAUACACACUUAGUUUCACUUAUGCCGGUUUAUUAUGGUAAAGAAAGAAGUGUUGUCAUUUAACUUGAUGCUUAUAGCUGAGAAAACCCUACUAAUUGUAAACUAUUUAGUAUUUUCUGAAACAGUUUCCAUGUUUUACAUAGAGGCUUUCUCUUCUUUGGUCUUAAUUAUCAAGAUGUAUUUUUCUCAGCUGAAGUUAUUCACUAACACAAUUGAUCUUUAUUGGCAAUUAAAUCUUUUUUUUUCUUGCCCCAAGCUGUUCUUCUAAGAUCUGUGCAGUUGUUACAGCUUUUAUAUACUGUGAAAAGGGCUGUUUUGCAAAGUGUACAAAAACACAAGUGCAAUUUAUGUUCCCUAUUCAGGGCAUUUGAAGCUUAUUAAAAGAGUCUUUAAAACAAUCAAAAGGGAGUAUACAAAACUGAAAAAGUAAGAACAUGUGUAGAGUGUGUAGGAUUGGACCACUGUUGUUUUAAUGACUGGCUUGUGCGCUUCAGCCACUGGAUGACUUCCUAAAAAGUCCCCAUCUCAGGAGGGCAACUGAGGCUGGCGAACAAAUGCAUUUCACUUUCCUCUUCAAGAGGUAUUGCGUUUGAAAGCAUCAUCUUUCAGAAUAUUUGCAGUGUAUCCUGAUUGGCCUAGUAACUUAUAUCUAAAAGGGAAGAAAAAAAAACAAAAAAACCCAAACCUGUAAUGUCGAAUGACAGUAUUGAUACUCAUCUGAAAAGACAGAGGUGUGUGAAUUGCGAUGAGCACAGUGGAGUUUCAUUGGAAGAGAUCUUUUGAGCUAAGCAGAACCUGCUGAAUGCUAGAUGCGAAAAAUAUAUGGUUAAACUACAUUUUGAGAGCAGUUGGGCAUUUAUGGAUGGGUCAGUAGCUUUCUUUUUCUUUCUUUCUUUCUUUCUUUCUUUUUUUUUUUACUGUUACUAGACUCAAUCAAUUACUUCAGUUUUGAAGUAAAGUCCCAGUUCUAGUGAAUGAUGUAGUGAAACCAAAUGUAUCUUGUUCUUCUAGAAUAAGGGGUGGCAUGAUGAGCAAGGCAACAAUGAACACAUUUUAUAGCUGAGCUGAACUUGGUGGGCUUAGAGUUAUCAUUUGGUGGGUGCUGGGCCACAGAGUUUUAGUAGUUUAGGCUGAGAUUUGGAAAAAAUAUACCUGUGUUACAUUAUAUGUAAUGAAUUAAUAACUUUAAUAUAUUAAAAAAUCCUAAUGUGAAAUGGGAACAAAACCUGCAAAUGCUUACAAGACUUACUCCUAUCAUCUGUUUUAACUUAAUUUUUGAUCCUCAUGCAUUUGCUUUAAGGGAGUUAGAAACUUUAGUACUAUAACUGUAAGUAAAAUGCUGUGUUCCAAAUGCGAUAUUUCCAAGCUGGAAUUGCUAAGUGCUGUCUCACAAUUGUUAUGUCUGUAUUUAAAUUGUUGGUUUUUGGAAAUAACUUUAAUGGCAUACCUGCGAGAAAUGCUGAAAGUCCAAAGUGUGUGUGUGGGGGGGGAAAUACUUGGCCCUGUAUUACUUGCUUUGGUACUUACUAGAAUGUUACUGAUGGAAUCCUUGUAGAUAUUCAUGGUAUAUAUUCAUAUACUGCAGAUGCAAUAGAAGUGGUUCUGUUGUUUGGAGGUGUUUACUUAUUUUUUUUUCCCUGACAGUGCAAAGCUGCCCCAGUUGCAGUAUCUUUUGAGAAGUAUUGAAACGGUAGUGAAGUUACUUAUCUAACAACUUUCAUAUUACCCUGGUCAUUUUUAACCUUCUGCUGCUCAGUCUAUCAGUAUACACAGAAAAGUUGAGUUGUUGCAUUAAGUUCUCUUCAGGCAUCAAUAUCACAACUUACAGUUUACCCAAUUAUAAAAAUCAGUGCAAAAUUUCUGGGUUUAUUAUGGCAAUGCAGCUAAAUGAAAUUUCAGUGGAGAACUGUGCUAUUGCAAGGCUAUCAGAGCCAGUAAGCCUGAUAACACAUUGUUCUUUUCUUGAACAUGAAGAAUUGCUGGUCAAGCUCUGUGAUGGUAUUUGGAAUACAGGGACAGUAAGUAUGGUACAUGUUAUUUCAGAAGUCAUUUCGCAGAAUAGAAUCACACUGCAAUCCAUUCAGCACUGUGGACUAUACCCCUACUGCUGUAGAGAAAAAGAUAGGAAGAAUAAUACUGUCAGAGCAAAGUUUGCAGUAGUAGAAAUUUUCAAGGCUGUACUGGUUGUGUGUGUGUGUGUGUGUACGCAUGUGUGUGUGUGGGGGGGAAUGGACAGACUCUAGACUGAUGUUCUCUUGACUGUGAUUUAAGUAGAUUGGAUUUAAAAUCCAGAGUUCUUGACGUGAUGGUUUUCCAUGACUGAGGGACUUGCUGCUUGUUGUUGAGGCAUACCUCUGGCAGACUUGGCUCCAGAGCAACCAGCUGGAGGCUGAUUAACUUUUUAGUACCUACAGUCUGUCUAGGUCUAUAGUGCCAGGAAACUCUAGCUGCCAACACUGAUGUGUUAAGCUCUGUUACUGACCUAUAUCAUCUACAGCACCAUUUCUUGGUGUUGAUAAAUGGGAAUCAGGUCUUUCUCUAGUGCUCCCAAAUUUGUGACCCUGUUUCUUAUUGUCUAAUUUUGCCAAACCUUAACUGCAUUUAGGUUGAAACUUUUCUUGUUGGGUGUCUGCUUAAGGUUCAAUUCUGUUUCAGAAACUUCAGUCAAAAGAAUAAAUGUUCUUUGGAAACUAAGGUUAGGAUGUGGUGGUUUUUGCCUAUGUUCAAAAUACUCUUGGAGAUGUUUCUAUUAAAUUGUCAUUUCAGCACUUUAGGACAGGAACUCCAAUUUGGGUAGGGAAAAUGACCUCUGUGUAAAGGAUGUGUGUGUUUUGUUUUCACUGUUGCCAUCUACUCUAAUUUGGCUGAAUACGUUAACGUUUGAAAAAAAAAUAGUUAGUAUGUGCUCAGCAAAAGUGGCUUUGGUAUGUGUGUCUGUCUGGAUUUUUUACCAAAUAAAAUCUGUGUUGGUUUUAUCUUCA
Dromaius novaehollandiae (emu) is the source of this 7451-nucleotide messenger RNA. It is a transcript of the gene CHST7, whose product is annotated as carbohydrate sulfotransferase 7. Lineage: Eukaryota; Metazoa; Chordata; Aves; Casuariiformes; Dromaiidae. Gene Ontology annotation, molecular function: chondroitin 6-sulfotransferase activity; N-acetylglucosamine 6-O-sulfotransferase activity. The record is from RefSeq and is a predicted model, not a curated record. Gene Ontology annotation, biological process: N-acetylglucosamine metabolic process; carbohydrate metabolic process. Bases 286 to 1671 code for a protein of 461 amino acids. Gene Ontology annotation, cellular component: trans-Golgi network; Golgi membrane. The transcript has a single exon.